AUGUCGUAUUUAUUCGAUGAUUUGGUUGAAAUCCUUCCUCUUAACUUCAUUUCUCCAAUGACUAUUGGACUUCGGAAUCAACCAUCAGGGGUAGCAAUUCCGAUUGAUGUUUCAACCACACAAUCUCAUUACAUUAUUCGAGCUGAUGUUCCAGGCAUUUCAUUAUCUGAUAUUUCCGUAGAAGUUUCCGAUACGGAUGUAUUGACUAUUUCAGCUCAUCGUAAAAAUGAAGUGCAAAAAGAUGAGGAAUCUAAAAUUGGUGAAAGAUAUUAUGGAAAAUUUGUUAGAAGUCUUAAGUUUCCAAAGGAUAGCAUUGUGACUGACAGCAUUAAAGCUGAAUUGGCUAAUGGUGAAUUGGUUAUCAAAAUUCUUAAAAAGAAAAGUGGAAAUGAAAACAAGAUUAUAAAAGUUUUUCAAAAAGGAAAAUUGUGA
Cetraspora pellucida is the source of this 432-nucleotide messenger RNA. The record is from the annotation of a GenBank genome assembly. Lineage: Eukaryota; Fungi; Glomeromycota; Glomeromycetes; Diversisporales; Gigasporaceae.